AUGUCCAGCUCUCCACCUCUCACGCCGCCUUCCGUCCAAACUGUGGAGAGUUCGGGGCCUGGUCCGCCUGCGUCAAGGGAAUACCUUCCCGAUGUUGAACACGAGGUGUUUAAGCACUUCAGUAUCAUCAAGCGGGAGGAGGGCAAGGCACAGCAGUACGAGUGCAAAUACUGCUUCAAUGUGUUCUCUGGUGCCGCCAUCCGUUGCGCUCAGCACCUGACGUCAUGGAAGAAGAUGAAGCGCCGUGAGGUGUCACUUUGCAAGGAGGCACUGGCUGAUGUUCGCCACGCGAUGAAGACCAAGUACGAGAAGAAGGCUGCUGAUGCAGAGGAGAGGCGGAGAUCGACUGAGGCUGCGAUUGCCGCGGUGAAACCCUGUGGGAAGCGGGCCCGCAUUACCGACUAUCUCGAGGGCGACGCAGCAGCGAAAAAGCGCGAAGCACAUUUGUCGCUGGCGCUGAUGUUUGCGGGAUGUCACAUCCCGGAGCAGAUCGUCGACCAUCCUCUCUUCGUCAACGCAAUCAGAGACGUCGCCCGCGCCGGCGACGGUUAUGUUCCUCCAGUGCGGAAGUUCAUCGGCGGUACCGGUCUGCAAGCAUGCCGCCGUGGCAUUGAAAGCGGGUUGGUGGGCAUCAAGGCAAGCUGGAAGAGGACAGGAGUUACCCUUGCGUCCGACAUGAUGACGGACAGAAACGGGAGGCCGCAGGCAAAUGUGUUCCUCGUGAAUGACGUGGCCGCCGUGUUGGUCCAGUGCGUGGACUGCAACAUGGAGAAGAAGACAGGGGGGUACAUUGCGGGGUUACUGAAGCACGUGAUCGAGGAGGUGGGGCCAGAGAACAUCGUGGCUAUUUGUACGGACGGGGGCUCCAAUUACGCGGUAGCGUGCCAGCAGUUGAUUGCUGAAUGGCCCCACAUUCAGCAUGUUCCGUGUGCGACCCACGUGUUGGAUCUGCUCAUGGAAGAUGUGGGGAAGCUUGGGUGGGCGAAAAAGGUGGUGGAUCGGACUACGGAGAUGUCUUCCUUCGUCCGCAACCACCACUGGACGCGGGGGUACUUGCGGACACCGGAGAUGGUCGGGGGGGCCGUGAAGCAGGCCUUGAAGCCAGCGGGAACCCGCUUCGGGACCCGCAUGUGUGAGCUCCGUAACUCCCUUACCCAGAUGGUGCUCUCCGACCUGUGGAAAGAGUGGGCUGUGGGAGAGCGGAAGAAGGCUGCGGAGGGGUUUGCCGCGCACGUACUUGACGCGGCUUGGUGGAAGACUGCAGAAUUCUUCGCGAAGCUCAUGAAGCUCCCAUACAUGGCAAUGCGGCGGACGGAUGGGGGCGCUAAGGGGAUGAUGGGGCGCAUGUAUGGCAUCAUGCUCCAACUUACCGAGGAUGUGGAGGCCAUUGUUGACGCGGAUGAGGAGCAUUUGUCCAACACCGACAAGCAGCAGAUCCGCCGCAUCCUGAAAAACAUGUGGGACGGGAGUCUUGCGUGCGCCAUGCACGUGGCGGGACGCAUCCUCAACCCCGCCAACCAAGAGGAGGAUAUAUUCGGCGGGGAUGCCGAAUGCACGCGGGUCUUCAAGGCUUUUAUCUCCAGCCAUGCGGAGUUCCUCAACAGCAGGGGUGGGAACGAGGGGGAUGAUGAGUGCGACUACCUGCUCACCUUGGGGAACCAGUUGAGGUCUUUUCUCGAUCUGAAAGGGAGUUUUGGAGCCCCUGACGCUAUUGCACAGUGGGAGAAGGUAAAGGCGGGCACUUACAGCAUGGUCAAUUGGUGGCAGUGGAACGGAACAGAUGCGCCCCAGCUGUCGGCGCUCGCCGUACAGACUCUCUCGCAGCCUGUCUCGGCAUCUCCCUGUGAGCGUGGUUGGUCGUCGUGGGAAUCAGUCCACACUGCCCGCCGCAACCGCCUAGGAUCCGCGAAAUGCGCGGAUGUGGUGUACGUCACUCACAACUGGAACGUUGUGCGUGGAUGGCACACGCGCGAUGAUGUGAUGCGAUCAGUUGUGCGCGGGAACGAGGUGGAGCCGCCCAUCCCCGCUGGCUACAACAUCUCGGAUGAGAUGGAGGAGGAGGAAGGCCCCGUGCACCCGACCCGAGGGGGUGGGGAGAGGGGGAGUUGGGGGGGUGAAGGCAGGGCAGGAGAGGGGGUGGCUAUGGGUGGGUCGUUCGUGGCCGCCUUGAGUGCCUCUAAUAUUUGA
Closterium sp. Naga37s-1 is the source of this 2187-nucleotide messenger RNA. The record is from the annotation of a GenBank genome assembly. Lineage: Eukaryota; Viridiplantae; Streptophyta; Zygnematophyceae; Desmidiales; Closteriaceae.